This is a messenger RNA of Anopheles coustani, 871 nucleotides long. Its product is annotated as deoxycytidylate deaminase. The record is from RefSeq and is a predicted model, not a curated record. NCBI's taxonomy places the organism in Eukaryota, Metazoa, Arthropoda, Insecta, Diptera, Culicidae. The coding region runs from base 139 to 750 and encodes 203 amino acids. Gene Ontology annotation, biological process: dTMP biosynthetic process; dUMP biosynthetic process. Gene Ontology annotation, cellular component: cytoplasm. Gene Ontology annotation, molecular function: dCMP deaminase activity; zinc ion binding. The transcript has a single exon.
GUCAAAAACGGAAGACAGAAAUAUUGGCGGGGAAUUAAAACUCUUCCGGCGCAAGGUUUCACAUGUUUAUUUUGUUUCAUUUGACCUAAUUGUGAUUCUGUAAUUUUUAUAAAAGUUUGUUGUAGUUACGGUCGAAAAAUGGCCAAUAGCACGAGAUCAGAAACUUUUCAGCUGGGUGGCGAAAAACGCAGAGACACAAUCGACUGGACGGAGUAUUUCAUGGCGAUGGCUUUUUUGGCUGCAAAGCGAAGCAAAGAUCCCUCGACCCAGGUCGGUGCCUGCAUCGUCAACGAGGACAAACGUGUCGUUGGCAUAGGCUACAAUGGGUUUCCCACUGGCUGCAGUGAUGAUGAAUUCCCAUGGUCAAAAUCAUCGACCGAUCCGCUUGAAACGAAGUACCUGUACGUAUGCCACGCCGAGGUGAACGCAAUUCUCAACAAAAACAGCAGCGACGUAAAGAACUGCACCAUGUACGUGGCCCUAUUUCCGUGCAACGAGUGUGCCAAAAUAAUCAUACAGUCCGCCAUCCGAGAGGUGGUGUACAUGAGCGAUAAGCAUGCCCACAAAGAUCACACGAUCGCUGCGAAAAGAAUGUUCGAUGCCGCCGGAGUAAAGUACACCCAGUACAAACCCCGGCAUAGUCGGAUAGUGAUUGAUUUUACGGAGAUCGACUGGGACAGCUUGAAUCAACUACCGGCAACCCCACAGAAGGGUGACGUGACGAGGAAUGGGCAUGGUGGGGGCAUUUGAAUUUGGCUAAGUUCUCUUUAAAAUGCUACAUCACCCGGAUUGACCAAUCCACCUUAUUUAUUGUGACACUGAAACAGCACACAGUUUUUUUUUUGGCAAUAAAACACCUGGUACUAUCGAA